UCAGUGAGGGUCAGUAUCUCACACUAACAGGCCUCUGUCUGUCUCAGUGAGGGUCAGUAUCUCACACUAACAGGCCUCUGUCUGUCACAGUGAGGGUCAGUAUCUCACACUAACAGCCCUCUGUCUCAGUGAGGGUCAGUAUCUCACACUAACAGCCCUCUGUCUGUCUCAGUGAGGGUCAGUAUCUCACACUAACAGCCCUCUGUCUGUCUUAGUAAGGGUAAGUAUCUCACGCUCACAGUCCUCUGUCUCAGUAACGGUUAGUGUCUCACACUAAUGGCCCUCUGUCUCAGCGAGGGUCAAUAUCUCAUACUAUCGGCCUUCUGUCUUCACCAGCAGAAUAUGAAUGUCACUGCCUGUUCCCUGAGACUGCAGAUGAAGAAUCUGAUUCCCAGUUCCGAAUAUCUGAUCCGGGUUCGAUCGAUUCCUGAUCAGAAAUACUUCAAGGGAAUAUGGAGCGAAUGGAGUGAGACUGUGAAUUUCCAAACCCCACAACGUGCUUACCGACUGAGCGCAGGUAUCAAGCUAACCAUGUCCUUACUGACCCUGCUUCUCAUCAUUGUAAUCGGCCUCAGUGUACUGUGCUGGGAAAACAGGAUCAAGCCACGCAUCUGGCCCAAAAUUCCAAACCCAAAAUUUACGCUGGACAAGCUCUACAUGAAACCAAACAAGAUGGGAGCGGUGAGCUUUAAUCCGUCCAGCUUUCUGGAUGUGAUGGAGAGUCGAGUGGACACGAUUCAGGUGAGAGGGACCUGGAUUACUCGCUGUGCCCCAUCCUCAGGGAGUGAGCCUGCUGACUCGAACACCGCACCAGAGAGGGAGUUGCUGAUGACAGACAGAGCACCAGGAGACAUCGGGGACACCAGCUGGCAAGGAGGGAAGUGUGUGGGCCAGGACCGGGCGGACAGUCCACAGGAUGUGAGGCUGGCCAAGAGAGACCCCGAGGGUGAGGGGCUGCCUGACUCUCACCAUGACCUUGUCCCAGGGCCUGAGGGUCAGAGCACAGUGAGGAAAACCACACCUGGGCACAGCCACAACCAUGGCACAGCCAGUGGGGGGCUGAGGCUCAGUGAUCAGGGCACUGGGCAAUCUUGCAUUGAUCAACUGGAUCAAGGGACAGGUCUGGGAUCUACAUUAGCUAAGGGAUGCCCUCUUACCACAUCUGACCAAUCAUACAUCACCAUGUCCAACCUGUACAAGAUCCAGUGAGAAUGUAACCCCUCUGCCCCCACCAUCACCCACCAGAUCCACACACCUCCCUGACCCACUCCCCACCCCCCUGAGAC
Messenger RNA from Chiloscyllium plagiosum (whitespotted bambooshark), 1286 nucleotides. Lineage: Eukaryota; Metazoa; Chordata; Chondrichthyes; Orectolobiformes; Hemiscylliidae. The record is from RefSeq and is a predicted model, not a curated record.